UUUCUGUCGACAAUGUUUGGAUCCGUUGCUGCUACACAAACAACCAGUAUGGGACCCUUUUCGACUAGUAGUUUAUUUACAAGCCCUAAUAGUACUGCCAAUCUACCCAGUACAGGAUGGUCACAACCAACUUACAAUAAUAGUUUCGGUAUGACACAAAACAUACAGCCAAACCCACCCACUCUUGGAACUAGCAACUUUCCCUCAGUUUCUGGUGGACAAAACUAUGCAACCAGCUACCCAAUCAACUCAUUGAAUCAGUUACCAGAUAUACAACAAAUGAAAGAAGCUUUCAACCUACAAAGUUCUUCUUGUCGCUUUCGAUAUAUAUUUUAUAACGCUUCCACCAUGGCUGCCACAGUGGCCCAACAAGUACCUCAAGGAAUGGACUCCACUUUAUGGGAACAGAUUCAAAGGAAUAACCCAGAUCCUAGUCGCCUGGUACCUGUUCAGCUUUCCGGUUUUGAUGAAUUGCAAACCCGUAUACAACAACAGAGUACAAGGGUGCAAGAACACCUGCAAGCCUUGACGGGAAUUGAAAAUAUUUUGUCCGAAUGUUCGGAUAUAGAAAGGACACAAUGUGCACUAAAAUUGGCAGAAUUCCGUAAUCGAUAUUACACGUUAUUUCGUAGGUUGGUACAAUUCAUCGGACGAGUUUGGUGUUUAUUAUCCCGGGGGCGGGCUCUUAGAAUCGAAGAAAAUCAGAUGAAGGAUGCUUUGGAAGCGCUGCAGAGACGCGUAAGUUCUCCAGGUGAGCUUCACGAUAAAUUGGCGGAUUUGAUUGAGCUCUUCAGAACCAAUAUUUCUCUUCAAAAGUUUAACGAGCUACAUAAACAGACGUCACUGAGAAAAGAGUCAUUAGAGCGUAUAUAUAGAGUGAUAAGUAAACAACAAGAAGGAUUGGAUCUUUUGCUUCAAGUUUCCUAUCAGUUGGAGAGUGAUUUGAAUAUACUCGCCGAUGGCUUGAAGUCUUUGGUCUCCAAUGCAAUGGCAUGAUUCCAUCGAUUCGUUCUUCCGUUGUGA
This is a messenger RNA of Galdieria sulphuraria, 1023 nucleotides long. Its product is annotated as nucleoporin P54. Lineage: Eukaryota; Rhodophyta; Bangiophyceae; Galdieriales; Galdieriaceae. The record is from RefSeq and is a predicted model, not a curated record. Gene Ontology annotation, cellular component: nuclear pore; nuclear pore central transport channel. The transcript has 2 exons. Gene Ontology annotation, molecular function: structural constituent of nuclear pore. The coding region runs from base 13 to 996 and encodes 327 amino acids. Gene Ontology annotation, biological process: NLS-bearing protein import into nucleus; protein localization to nuclear inner membrane; nuclear pore organization.